Molecule: messenger RNA, 1317 nt
Organism: Penicillium odoratum
Lineage: Eukaryota; Fungi; Ascomycota; Eurotiomycetes; Eurotiales; Aspergillaceae
Product: putative sulfate/molybdate transporter
Exons: 1
Coding region: 1-1317 (438 amino acids)
Biological process (GO): molybdate ion transport
Molecular function (GO): molybdate ion transmembrane transporter activity
Source: RefSeq, a predicted model, not a curated record
AUGACGGCUCAGUCGCUGAGGGAAAUAUCUGCUCACAAUUUACGUACCUUUAAACAACAUUAUGUUUCGGAAAUCUCUGGGUCCUUGGGAGAUCUGGGAACCUUCCUGCCCAUCGCUAUUGCACUAGCCGUCAACGGUACCGUCUCCCUAACAAGCACCCUUAUUUUCUCUGGUGUUUACAACAUCCUGACGGGGAUGUAUUUCGGUAUUCCACUCCCAGUCCAGCCGAUGAAGGCGAUCGCUGCAGUGGCUAUCGCUCGCAACUUCUCUAACGGCUCGAUCGCCGCGGCCGGGAUGUUCGUUGGUGCUUGUAUUCUAGUGUUCAGUAUCACAGGUCUUUUGCACUGGUUUGCGAAUGUCAUCCCUAUUCCAGUCAUCAAGGGAAUCCAGGUCGGUGCGGGGUUGUCUUUGGUCAUCUCUGCAUGUGGCAGCAUGCUUGCACCCCUUGGUUGGAUCAGCCCAUCUUGGGCCGAUAAUCGGAUUUGGGCUCUUGUUGCAUUUGUUGCUCUGCUUACCACCCAUGUCUAUCGACGUGUUCCAUAUGCGUUGGCUUUGUUUGCUCUUGGUCUCUCAUUCGCGAUCAUUCGGGCUGCUGUGGUUGGCCAUUUGCCUGCAUUUCAAAUCUGGCAGCCUUUUAUUGUGGUUCCAACGCCUUCCCAAUGGAGAGUUGGUGCCAUUGAUGCUGGUAUCGGACAGAUCCCACUUACCACUCUCAAUUCCAUUGUCGCCGUUGUUCACCUUGCAAAUGACCUGCUACCAAGCGUCCGCACUCCAUCUAUCACUCACAUUGGUCUGAGUGUCGCUGGAAUGAACCUGUUGGGAUGUUGGUUCGGCGCAAUGCCUGUCUGCCAUGGAUCUGGUGGUCUGGCGGCCCAGUAUCGGUUUGGUGCACGGUCGGGUGCGAGUAUCAUCUUCCUUGGCAUACUAAAACUUGUCAUUGGGCUUCUCUUCGGGGAAACCCUUGUCGACUUGUUGAAACGCUUCCCUGCAGCAUUUUUGGGUGUCAUGGUUAUCGCGGCCGGUCUUGAGCUCGUGGGUGUUGGCGAGAGCCUCAACACAUCUGGUGCCCGGGAUAUUGGCCAGGCUGGAAGCGGCAUGUUAGGGAUCGCAGAGCAACACAUUGGCCCUGUACUCACUGAUGAAGAACGCAAACGACGAUGGACAGUGAUGAUGGUCACUGUUGGCUUGCUAGUUGGAUUUAAGAACGAUGCGAUUGGUUUUAUUGCUGGUAUGCUGUGCCAUUCGGCUUAUGAACUUCCAAAAUGGUGGGAGCAAGCCCGGAGCCGGUGGUCGGAGGGUCGACUUCGCCUUGGAUAA